AGCAUUUCCUUCCCCGGCGAUUUCUUGUCCAUUUUGGUAGCCCUAGCCGCGGCACUUGCCUGCGUCCUCUCGAUUUUCCUAAUUUUCCGGAAAUCGAAAUUGCGAGCGGGACCUUUUGAGAUGGCGAAGCUGAUCCCCCGGUGCGAAAACGGCGGCGGCGAGAAGUUGGCGGCGCGUGUGGAGAAGCUGACGGGGGCUUCGAUGAUGGAGCAGCUGGUGCCGGAGAUAACUAUGCAUGCCCUGAGUUAUUUGGAUUACCCGAGCCUGUGCCGUCUCUCCAUGACCAACUCGCUUAUGAGAAAAGUUGCAAAUGAUGACAAUGCUUGGAAGGCCCUGUAUCGUAAGGAUUUCUCCUUGGAGCAAGAUAGCUUAGUGCCACCUGAUGGAUGGAAAGCUUAUUAUGCAGCUACAAGAGCCAUUGUCAAUAUUAACGACGAGUUUUUCAGGAUUUGGAGAGAAAGAUCCCUCCCAGCUAUGGCCCAGCUUUGGCUCAACUCAAAUUACGUCAAGUGCUUUCAUGCAAAUCGCGAGUCGUUUAGCGGCUAUAAUGCAGUGAUGACUAGCUGGCAAAUGACCUUCAGGAGGGAGAACGUGGCCCGUUAUCAGGAAAUACAAGAAGUGAGGGCCCGAAUCGUUUCUGGUAUGGCUUGGGUCACCAUGAAAGCUUAUGUGGAAAUGAACCGCAGCCCAGAUAGCGUGACAAAUAUUUACGAGCUUCACGAAGGCCGGUGGUACAUUGUGCACCAUCAUAUUUCACCAAUUAUGGUCGUGGGAUUAUACGGGCCCUAACCUUCUGCAGUUGGAUGAAAGACACAUGACAUUGAUUUCUUCUAUCUUAGUGAUGAAAUUUGGAUAGCAGUAUAGUUUUUUUUCGGCUUAGACCUUCUGCAGUUGGAUGAAAGACACAUGACAUUGAUUUCUUCUAUCUUAGUGAUGAAAUUUGGAUAGCAGUAUAGUUUUUUUUCGGCUUAGUUAGAAGUGACUCUUAAGAAAUUANACAUUCUCUUGUCUCAGAACAUCUGGUAUAGGUUAUGUCU
Messenger RNA from Striga asiatica, 1037 nucleotides. NCBI's taxonomy places the organism in Eukaryota, Viridiplantae, Streptophyta, Magnoliopsida, Lamiales, Orobanchaceae. The record is from the annotation of a GenBank genome assembly.